Bipolaris zeicola 26-R-13 is the source of this 165-nucleotide messenger RNA. RefSeq lists its product as uncharacterized. The coding region runs from base 1 to 165 and encodes 54 amino acids. Lineage: Eukaryota; Fungi; Ascomycota; Dothideomycetes; Pleosporales; Pleosporaceae. The transcript has a single exon. The record is from RefSeq and is a predicted model, not a curated record.
AUGGCAGCUGCGGCUGGAGCUCCCACGCGCCUGGUGCCCCUCCACAGACUCCCCGGUUUCCCUCGCCCCACUCCUAAUGACGUAUGCCUGCACCACCACGCUGCAGGAUCAUCGUCCAUGAUUCAUGCCUCGACGCGGCUGGAGAAUGUCACGCCAGCCAAUUGA